AUUCUAAGCAGCCAGGUUCACGUUGAAAAGACAUGGGGAUAUGACGCGCUUUGGCAGGUGGUGAUGUCACGGUGGGUACUGAAGUAGCCUCACUCUAUUUUUUACUUCGCUACCUGAUGAAGCCCAAGCAGUUUGAACAAAAUAUCGUUGUACGUCGAUGUUAAAUUCAUUCGUGAAAAGUCUUAAGCCACCGGUGAAGAGCGUUAUUAAUACAAAUAUAAAAUUAGACCAAUUCGAACGUGUGGAACCGUUGACUUGCUAUUUUCAUCCCAGUUGGGAAAAUAUCGACGAGUUUAAUGAGACAGACAUAAGGGACCAGGUGGUGUAGAGAUGAGAACAAGGCCAUAAGAUAAGAGGACUCUCAACGGGUAUAAAAGGGGACCCUUGGCAGUGGUUCAGCAUCGUCUUUCAGGAUCUUCACUGCACAAUGUACGGACUCAUCUUCGCUCUGCUCGUGGGCACCGCUGCGGCGGCCCCAUACAUGUAUGAGGACCACAUCGUGGGUGGCUACGAGUGCGCUGCCCACUCGCAGCCGUGGCAGGUGUCCCUCAACAUCGGGUACCACUUCUGCGGAGGCUCCCUGAUCUCCAGCGAGUGGGUCGUGUCUGCCGCUCACUGCUACCAGACCGCGUCCCGCAUCUCUGUGCGCAUCGGUGAGCACAACAUCUUCGUGACCGAGGGCACCGAGCAGAGGAUCCAGGCCUCCAAGGCGAUCCGCCACCCCCAGUACAGCUCGGCCACCAUCGACAACGACAUCAUGCUCAUCAAGCUGUCCUCGCCCGCCACCCUCAACCAGUACGCCCAGGCCGUCCCACUGCCCUCCUCCUGCGUCGGCACCGGAGUCAUGUGCACCAUCUCCGGCUGGGGCGAGACCCAGACCAGCGUCGGCAGCCCCGAUGUCCUCAUGUGCGUCCAAGCGCCCGUGUUGAGUGACACCUCCUGCAGGAACUCCUACCCCGGUGACAUCACCAACAACAUGAUCUGCCUGGGAUACCUGGAGGGUGGCAAGGACUCCUGCCAGGGAGACUCCGGUGGCCCCGUCGUGUGCAAUGGCCAACUGCAGGGCAUCGUGUCCUGGGGCCGCGGCUGUGCCCUGCCCAACUACCCCGGCGUGUACACCAAGGUGUGCAACUACAACUCCUGGAUCGCCAGCACCAUGGCUGCCAACUGAGCGACUCACUCGGUAGCCAUCUUGCCGAACAACAAGCACCAUGAUUGUUGUAAUGAAAUGAAAUUAAUAAAAUAUUUGAAAUAA
Molecule: messenger RNA, 1255 nt
Organism: Petromyzon marinus (sea lamprey)
Lineage: Eukaryota; Metazoa; Chordata; Hyperoartia; Petromyzontiformes; Petromyzontidae
Product: trypsin
Biological process (GO): proteolysis
Molecular function (GO): serine-type endopeptidase activity
Source: RefSeq, a predicted model, not a curated record